UUGUGUCAGAGAGGGGAGGUUUUCUUCCAUUUCAGUUUUUUCUUUCUCUUACUCCUAUCUACACGACCUUGGGUACUCGGAUUCUCACUACCCCCACCGUUUCUCUUUCAGUUCUUCCCCCCCCCCGCAUCCAAUUCAUUCAUUUGCUGGCCAGAACAACAAUCCCCCCCCCGCAAUAGCCAGCUCCGUCGCCUUCUAAUCUAUACCUCCAUCUUUCUCUGCCACUCCUUUCCACCUUUACCAUGGUUCGUCUGAGGGAAAUUCCCCGGACGGCCACCUUUGCCUGGUCUCCUGGAGCUGCUUCGCCAUUGAUUGCUACGGGUACUCGCGCCGGCGCCGUGGAUGUCGACUUCUCCAAUCAAACGUGUCUGGAGCUCUGGGAUCUCAACCUGAGCCGCCACGAGGCCAGCGGCGAGCUGCAGCCCAUAGCGAAGAUUGACACUGACUCGGGUUUCAACGACCUGGCAUGGACGGAUUCCGAGGACAGCUCCCGGGGUGUGAUCGCGGGUGCCUUGGAGAAUGGAUCUUUGGAUCUGUGGGAUGCCGAUAAGUUGCUCAGUGGAUCCAGUGAUGCCGUCAUCUCGAGGACCAACAAACACUCAGGGGCUAUCAAGGCUCUCCAGUUCAACCCCAAACACUCCAACUUGCUGGCCACCGGUGGUGCCAAGGGCGAGCUGUACAUUUCCGACCUGAACGACAUUGCGAACCCCUCUAGACUCGGAGGCACGGCCGCCCGCGCAGAUGACAUCGAGUGCUUGGAUUGGAACAAAAAGGUCGCGCAUAUCCUGGUCACCGGCAGCAGUGCCGGCUUCGUCACCGUGUGGGAUGUCAAGACCAAGAAGGAGAGCUUGACGCUGAACAACAUGGGCCGGAAAGCCGUCAGUGCUGUGGCCUGGGACCCGGAGAAGCCGACGAAACUUGUCACGGCCACGCCGCUCGAGUCGGACCCCUUGAUCUGUGUCUGGGAUCUGCGUAACUCUCACGCCCCGGAAAGAACCCUCCGGGGCCACGAAUCUGGCGUCUUGUCGCUCUCCUGGUGCGCCCAGGAUCCUGAUCUGCUCCUCUCGUCCGGCAAAGAUAACCGCACCCUCUGCUGGAACCCCCAGACCAGUCACGCCUACGGAGAGUUCCCCGUAGUCACAAACUGGACUUUCCAGACGCGCUGGAACCCUCACAACCCGAACUUCUUCGCCACCGCUUCGUUCGACGGAAAGAUCGCCAUCCAGACCAUCCAGAACACCAGCACCGAAACUGCCCAGGCGAUUGCCGACCAGAACCAGGCCCUCGAUGGCGAGGACUUCUUCGCCAAGGCCCAGACUCAGCCCCAGGUCUCCAGCUUCUCGCUGCCCAAGGCCCCCAAGUGGCUGGAACGGCCGUGUGGCGCAACCUUUGGAUUUGGAGGCAGAGUCGUCUCUGUCAACUUGGUUGAGAAGGGUCAGCGUGCAUCGAAAAUCAAGAUCACCCCGUUCGAGGUUGAUGAGGCGGUUGGAAAGUCGACCGAGACCUUUGAGAACGCGCUCAAGGAGGGUGAUUUGCGCAACAUCUGCGAAACUCGGGCUGCCAACGCCACCAGUGAAGAGGAGAAGGCCGACUGGAAGGUUAUCGAGGCCUUGAUCUCGGCCGAUCCUCGCAAGGGUCUGGUUGAGUAUCUCGGAUUCGCGGAUCAGGCUGACGAGGCUGCUGAUAGCUUAGCCAAGCUGGGUCUGAACAAGGAGGACGACGAGGAAGUCAACGGCGAGGAGCCCAAGGAAUCCCGCGGGUCGGGAGCCAAGAAGCACCGCCGUCUGCAAUCCGUCUUCGACACAAGCGCGGACGCGGAUAACUUUCUGUCUGACCUGGCUGCUUCCAAGGGCGCCAAGACCAACAACCCCUUCCACAUCUUCAACGGAGAGGAGACCGAAGCGGACACUGGCAUUACCAGAGCGUUGCUCCUUGGUGACUUCGAGAAGGCCCUUGAUGUCGCACUCAAGGAGGAUCGUCUCUCGGACGCGUUCAUGAUUGCCAUCUGCGGAGGUCAGAAAUGCAUUGAGAAGGCCCAGGAGCACUACUUCUCCAAGCAGACCAACAGCCCGAACUACGUGCGUUUGCUCGCAUCUAUUGUGGGCAAGAAUCUCUGGGAUGUUGUCUACAACGCCGAUUUGUCCAAUUGGAAGGAGGUUAUGGCAGCUCUUUGCACUUUUGCCGACGAGAAGGAGUUCGCGGAUCUCUGCGAUGCUCUGGGUGAUCGCUUGGAGGAGGAGCUCCGUAACUCGGAUGACAAGGCCCUUCGCAAGGAUGCCUCGUUCUGUUUCUUGGCCGGUUCCAAGUUGGAGAAGGUUGUUGCUAUCUGGAUUGAGGAGCUGCGGGAGCGUGAGCAGAAGGCCAUCGAGGCCUCUGCCGAUGAUUCUGCUUUCUCGAUCCACGUCCGUGCUCUGCAGAGCCUGAUUGAGAAGGUGACGAUUUUCCGCCAGGUCACCAAGUUCGAGGACACCGAGCGUACCAAGGAGUCGGAUUGGAAGCUCAGCACGCUGUACGACAAGUAUAUCGAGUACGCCGACGUUGUUGCUACCCAUGGACGACUACAGGUUGCACAGAAGUAUCUCGAUCUUGUGCCCGAGAAGCACCCUGAGGCCGAGAUUGCCAGAAACCGCAUCCGCCUGGCAACGAGACAAGCCGCUCCUCAACGGACGCAGACUGCGACCAGCGCAGCAGCCAGGCCCAAUCUCAACAAGCCUCUUCCUCAGCCUGCUUUGGGUGGAUACCAGCCCACGAGAACCUUUUCGCCUGCGGCGCCUGCUGCAGUUCCCAGCCCUUAUGCUCCUGCUGCUCCCGCCGCUGCUCCCUCGAAUCCGUACGCCCCCCCGACUGCUGCGGCCGCCAACCCAUAUGCUCCCCCGACUGCUGCUCCUGUCAACCCUUAUGCUCCUCCGACGGCACCGGUCCAGCCUACGAAUCCGUACGCUCCCUCCAACGCCGGCAGCGGCUACACUCCCGCCGGAUAUCAACCGCCACAAGCCCCUACCUAUGGUGCUCAGCCUCUAGGCGGCACUGUGCCCCCGCCUCCACGCGCGACCAACCAGUCUCCGGCCAACACCAUUACCACGUACACCACGGCCACCAACCUGCCUGCGUGGAAUGACUUGCCCGAGGGAUUCGCUAAAGCACCUACGCCCCGUCGGUCGACUCCUGCCACUGCUUCUGCGCCUAUCAACGCUCCGUACUCGAACCAGUCUCCUACCCUCGCGCAAGGCCCUCCUCCCCCGGUUGGAGCACCUGUCGGCCGGACCCCCUCCGUUCCUCCUCCGCCCAAGGGCGGCGCCCCUCCUCCUAGGGUGAUGUCGCCGCCCUCGGCCGUUCCCACGCCUUCCUCGAUGCCUCCUCCUGCGGCCAACCCCUAUGCCUCCCUGCCUCAGUCUCCCCCCUCGGCCAUAGGCGUGCCCGCUUCAAUCCCUCGGGGACCUUCGCCUUACAAUGCACCUCCUACGAUGCCGCCCCCCACAAACCGAUACGCACCGAGCCCGGCUGCUCAAGCCGCCAGCCCCCAGCUCCAGACGCGGGCGCCCGUUCCUCCCCCUCCGCAGGCCGCCGCCUCGCCGUAUGCCCCUCAGUCCGCCAUGCAAUCAUUAGCGAACCAGUACGCCCCAAGCACGCCUUCGCCCAUUGCCCCACCCAUGCAGCAGCAUGCGCCUCCCCCACCCCAGGCCGCGGGAUCCCGACCCAGCACGGCCUCUUCGCAGAAGAAGCCUGCCCCGGCGGCGCCCAAGUACCCCCCCGGUGAUCGCUCCCACAUCCCUGCCGAUGCCAUGCCCGUGUACGAGAUCCUGUCGGCCGACAUGCAGCGAGUGAAGUCGCGGGCCCCAUCUUCGUUCAAGGCGCAGGUCGACGAUGCGGAACGGCGACUGAACCUUUUGUUCGACCAUCUCAACAAUGAGGAUCUGCUGAAGCCUAACACGGUUGCGGACAUGGCGCAGCUUGCUCACGCCAUCCAGGCGCGUGAUUAUGAGACGGCGCGCGCAAUCCACGUGAACAUCAUGACCAACCGGACGGACGAGUGCGGUAACUGGAUGGUUGGAGUGAAGCGUUUGAUCAGCAUGAGCAAAGCCACGCCGUGAAGGUUGUGUAUGUGACGAUCAUGAGUUGUAUGUACAAGGCAAGAGUUUUCUAUAAUUGUUUGACUGUACUGGACUUUUGACCUCUGGAGCCGGCCGACGCAGGGUUUGGCUGGCAAUGGGGUCGCUUUCUUUAUUAUUCCGCUGUUAAUGUUGAUAUUAUGUUGAUCUGGCCUAAGUAGAAGUAAAAGAGGGUAG
Messenger RNA from Aspergillus brunneoviolaceus CBS 621.78, 4286 nucleotides. RefSeq names its product putative protein transport protein (SEC31) (gene sec31). The coding region runs from base 243 to 4091 and encodes 1282 amino acids. NCBI's taxonomy places the organism in Eukaryota, Fungi, Ascomycota, Eurotiomycetes, Eurotiales, Aspergillaceae. The record is from RefSeq and is a predicted model, not a curated record. Gene Ontology annotation, cellular component: COPII vesicle coat; endoplasmic reticulum exit site. Gene Ontology annotation, molecular function: structural molecule activity; protein binding. Gene Ontology annotation, biological process: endoplasmic reticulum to Golgi vesicle-mediated transport; intracellular protein transport; COPII-coated vesicle cargo loading. The transcript has 7 exons.